Messenger RNA from Papaver somniferum (opium poppy), 2313 nucleotides. RefSeq names its product wall-associated receptor kinase 5-like. Gene Ontology annotation, molecular function: calcium ion binding; ATP binding; protein serine/threonine kinase activity. Gene Ontology annotation, biological process: cell surface receptor signaling pathway; protein phosphorylation. Gene Ontology annotation, cellular component: plasma membrane. The coding region runs from base 113 to 2239 and encodes 708 amino acids. Lineage: Eukaryota; Viridiplantae; Streptophyta; Magnoliopsida; Ranunculales; Papaveraceae. The record is from RefSeq and is a predicted model, not a curated record. The transcript has 3 exons.
AUCAUCUUCAGUUGAAUCAGCUACAAUCGAACAAGGUAAACCAGGUUGUCUAACAAAAUGCGGAAACAUUACCAUUCCAUACCCUUUUGGUGAUUAUGGUGAAGAUUGUUCCAUGAUUGAAGAUGAUGCUGGAAAGUUGUAUUACGUCUACUGCAAUACUUCUUUUGAACCUCCUAAGGUCUUCCUUGGAAUGAAUGACGAUAAAAUCGAGGUUUUAAGUAUCUCAGACACAGAAUUUCGUGUUAAAAACACCGCCAUAGCAGCCAAAUGUUAUGAUGAUCAAACUGGCAAGUUAGUGGUAGACAAUCCUUCUUACAAUUUGAAUUUGAUGGCUACCCCGUUCACCAUCUCGUACACCAAAAACAUGUAUGCUGGGGUCGGAUGCAACAUAUGGGCGGGUUUUUAUGGCACUUCCAGAGGUUGUGUCUCAAAAUGUGCGAAUAAGGAGGAUAUAGUUGAAGGGCCUUGCAGUGGGAGCGGUUGCUGUCAGGCAAACAUCCAAAAGGGUUUGAACAAUAUUAGCGAAGAGAUACAGAAUGUUACAUCAGAAUUUCCCGUUCAGUCUUUCAGCCAGUGCAAUUUCGCGUUCUUGGUUGAAACAGGACAGUACACAUUCCAGUCAUCGGAUCUGCAACUAGAUGGACGCCUUACAAAACCUGAUAUGGAUUUACCGGUGGUGCUUGAUUGGGCUAUAGGAGGACGGAGUUGUAGAGAAGCACAAUCGAUAUCAUCUGAUAUUGCAUCAGAUAGAUAUGCAUGCAAGAAUAAUACUGUGUGCAGUAAUGCACCCGAUAAUCCUGGAUAUCGUUGCGCUUGCGAAAAAGGUUAUGAAGGAAACCCUUAUCUUGGAUGCCAAGAUAUCAACGAAUGUGAGGAUGAGAACAACAACCCAUGUUAUGGAACAUGUACCAAUACAAUUGGAGGCUACAACUGUUCUGCUUGUCCAGAAGGGACUAACGGUGAUGGGAGAAAAGAUGGGACUAGUUGCACGACCAUCAGCAAAGAUGGAUUUCCAGUAUUAUGGGUGGCACUUGGUCUUAGUUUAGGAUUUUUGUUUAUAAUUGUUUGCGGGUUAUUCCUAUUCCUAUGCAUAAGGAAACGAAAGUUACUUCAACUCAAAGAGAAAUUCUUUCAACAAAAUGGUGGAUUACUGUUAAGACAACAAUUACCUACGCGCGAUGGUGGAGUAGACUCAACAAAGAUCUUUACGGAAGCAGAAUUAAAAUUGGCAACCAACAAUUACCAUUCGAGCCAAGUGCUAGGAGAAGGAGGCUUCGGUACAGUUUACAAGGGAACUUUGUCUGAUAACCGUGUUGUUGCUAUUAAGAAGUCAAACAAAAUUGACAAGAGUCAAAUUGAGCAAUUCAUAAAUGAGGUUCUUAUUUUAACUCAAAUUAACCAUCGAAACGUAGUGAAACUUUUAGGUUGUUGCUUAGAAACUGAAGUUCCGCUGCUUGUUUAUGAGUUUGUAUCUAAUGGUACCCUUUCCCAACAUAUCCAUCAAAAAGGUGCUUUUGAGAAGAAUUCUAUGUCUUGGGAAAAUCGUUUAAGGAUUGCUACAGAAAUUGCAAGUGCAAUAGCAUACUUACAUUCUGCAGCAUCUAUACCAAUCAUUCAUAGAGAUAUAAAGUCUGCCAACAUAUUACUAGAUGACAAUUACGUCGCUAAAGUUGCAGACUUUGGAGCAUCAAGGCUAGUUCCUUUGGAUCAGACUCGUGUAAACACUGCAGUUCAAGGCACCUUCGGUUAUGUGGAUCCAGAGUACUUUCAUUCGGGCGAAUUAACUGAUAAAAGUGAUGUAUAUAGUUUUGGUGUGAUGCUUGUGGAACUCCUAACAGGAGAAAAAACACUUUGUAUGGAAAGAUCAGAAGAACAAAGAAGCCUUACAACAUAUUUUCUUUCUUUAGCUGUAAAGAAUGAAGAGUUCAAGAUCAUUGCUGCUCCAGUGAACGAGGGACAUUUGCAACAAGUCCGUGUAGUUAUAGAGAUAGCAAAGAAGUGCCUCAGGUGGAAGGGCGGAGAAAGGCCACCAAUGAAGCAAAUUGCAGCAGAUUUACAAAGUUUGGCAAAGUUCAAUUCAGCUGGAUGGGAUUCUCAACCCCUUUACCCCGAAGAAACUACAAACUUUCCAUCUGAGACGAAAAACUUCUACAGUAACAUUCCUUCGAAUUUGUUCGAUCAUUCCAGCAUGUACACUUCAGAGACAAAUGUUGACCUCUCUAUAAUGAGCCCUCGCUGAAAUUGCAAAAAGGCCAGAUUAAUUUUUGCAAGUUAGCUAGCUAAUUCUGUGUGAAAGUUUUAUUUUGAUCAAGA